Molecule: messenger RNA, 3016 nt
Organism: Amaranthus tricolor (Joseph's coat)
Lineage: Eukaryota; Viridiplantae; Streptophyta; Magnoliopsida; Caryophyllales; Amaranthaceae
Exons: 6
Coding region: 589-1833 (414 amino acids)
Source: RefSeq, a predicted model, not a curated record
AAUUAUUUGUUUUUUUGUUCUACUUCAUUCCCAUCCUCUUAUGUCAUCAGACACUCACUAUUUCUCCCUCCUUCUCUCUCCUCCUUUCAUUGUCAUUCCUCCAUUGCUUCACAUUUCCGAUUCUCCUUCAUCACUCAUCAGACAGAUAAACAAAUUAAAAUAAGUUCUUGUCUUUCUCUCUCCUCUGUCUCCUGCCUGUUCAUUUGAAUUAGUGGUCGGUGAAUUCCACCUUCUUGGUUUUUUUUAAUCAUACUCAAAAGAAUUAUAGAAUUUUAUCCUUCUGACUUAGCUUAAAAUAAUCAUUUUUAGGGUUUUGUUUUCAUUGAGUGUCUACAUUUUGAUGGGUUAUGUAAUUUGAUCAUAUAAUUGUUUCGAUUGUUUUUAACGAUUGAUUUUUGGGUAGAUCGGCAGGAUAAUCAAAGGGUCAAAUUUGGUUUUGGUUUUGAUUUUGAUUACUGGAAAGGGGCGAGACUUUCGUGGGUUCUGUAGGAUUUCAAUUUAGGGUUUGUGUGUUUUUGUUGUGGGAAUUUUUGUUGCUGAUAUUUGGAAAGGGGGUUUUAGUGGGAAAAUUCUUUAGAAGAAAGAAAAAUGUUAGGUGCUGGAUUACAGUUUAAUCGGAGUCGUACUGAUGAUCGGUUCUACAUUCCGGUAAAAGGUCGAAAAAACAAUCACCAUAAUCAGAAAAUCCCUCAACUUCAAAGAACUCAAAGUGAUAUUGUUAAUGGAGGAAUAGGGGGGAGAAUUAGAGAUAAACCUGUUGUUUCAUGGAGCAGGGAAUCCGAAAAUCGGACUGAAGAGGCAGUAAAACCGGAAGCCUCACCGGAUUUCGAGCAGGCGAUGUUGCCUUUGAGCAAUGUAGAACGUUUUCUUGAGGCAAUUACUCCUUCAGUUAAUGCGCAUUAUCUCUCAAAGACUACAAUGAGAGGAUUAAGGACUUGUGAUGUAGAAUUUCAACCCUAUUUCAAUCUGAGUGACUUGUGGGAGUCAUUUAAGGAAUGGAGUGCUUAUGGGGCUGGAGUUCCUUUGGUAUUGAAUGGCAGUGAUUCUGUUGUUCAAUAUUAUGUGCCUUACUUGUCUGCCAUUCAACUUUAUGUCGACCCUUCUAAAUCACCCGUUAAGUCAAGGCGUUCAAGUGAGGACAGUGAUGGGGACUUUUUUAGUAGGGACUCAAGUAGUGACGGAAGCAGUGAUUCUGAGCAUGAUAGGGGUUUGGCCUACUCAAGGAGCCAAAGGCAUUGCGUUCGCCAUUCUGGUGAUAUGUCCUUUGAAGUGGACAGAUUAUCCUUGAGAGAUCAGCAGCCAGUACUGCAAGAGGGUUUUUCCAGUGAUGAGGGUGAAACUGAGCCGCAACAAGGUAGCCUGUUGUUCGAGUAUCUUGAAUAUGAUCCUCCCUUUGGCCGUGAACCUUUGGCUGAUAAGAUUUUUGAUCUCGCAUUGCAUUUCCCGGAGCUGAACUCACUUCGCAGUUGUGAUUUGCUGGGUUCAAGUUGGCUUUCCGUGGCAUGGUACCCGAUAUAUAGGAUACCUAUGGGACCAACAUUGAAAGAUUUAGAUGCUUGUUUCUUGACCUAUCAUUCUCUAUACACACCUGUUGGAGAUGCUCCUCCUGCUCAAUCUGAAGUGGUGAUUUAUCCCAGUGAGAAUGAUGAAAUACCGAGGAUCUCUCUUCCAGUUUCUGGUCUUGCCUCGUAUAAAUUUAGAGGAUCAUUAUGGACCUCAAAUAGCGGGAGUGAUCAUCAGUUGGUGAAUAACCUCUUGCAGGCAGCUGAUAACUGGCUCACAAAGCACAAGGUCAAUCACCCUGACUACCUUUUCUUCUGUCGUAACAUAUGAUAUUUAUAAAUAGUUUGUUCCUGUACAUCACCUACCAUUGCGUAGCAAUGUCGAAUCGUGGGCCUUUUCUCGAGGAGUUUCCAUUAGAUGUUGGUUUAUGAGUUGAGAAUUUCCAGAAGACUCGCAUGUCCUAGUUGUAUUGUAUGUAUAUCAGCGGAGGGAAUUUUUUUGUUUUAUAUAAAUAUAUAAAAAAAGAAAAUAGAAAAGGGUUCCGGCUGGAUUGGGAUAGAAACAGAAUAGUUUAGUGAAGUUGUAGCGGACAAGGCUUGCAAAUAGAAGGCGUUACGUGAGCAAAUGGGAAAUAAACCCCUGCCCUGAUGUUCAUUUACUAGCAGAACUUAGCUGAUAUAAACUUGUAAGUUAUAACUUGUAAGCGAAGUUUAUGAGCUUUUUCCCAUACUUGUUUUAUACAAAUUAGUCUGUAGUUAUAUAUUAAAGGUUAAAAUGUUGCUUUCUACUCAUUUCUUGUCAAUUAUGGAAUUUUGAGUGCUUGAUCCGUCCUCCGGGUGUUUUUGUGGAUAUAAAUAGGUGAAACACCUGGCCUUAGUCGAGUCUAUGGUUUUAGCGGAUAUAAACAACUGGAGAGAAGGCAUUAUUCAAGGGACUGAGCAACUUGUUUGGCUCCGAACCUCGCCCCUGCGAGGCCAUUUAAGUUGACGUAGUCACGUAAAAUCGUCCCUCAACACAUCACGACACGCCACUCACCAGUCGUAUAUCUACUGCUGAUCUUAGGCUUUCCCUUUACAUCCUCGGUACCUUGUUAAUUCUGAGGGGAUCGAAAGGGAGGGAGAUAAAAAGGAAAGUAUAUGGUACAACUGCAAUUGCUACAUUCAUUUUGAGGGAUCUCAUCUUCAUUGGAUUGUUGGUGCUUACACUUUCUGUUUUUCUUCACGUAUUUUUAAUUUAUUUCAACCUAUUUUUUAAAUUUUAUUUUUUCCACAAUUUUACUGUCCCGCUCACUUUUUUGAUUUCAAAUCAACUUGAAAUCGACCAAAUGUUAGUGGGGUCGCAACUAAAAAUAUUAACUCGUAAUUUAAAAUUGAUCAGAUUAGAUUUGAUAAAUCAACCAAAAUUCCAUUUAUCUAAGUUGGCUUUAAUCCAAAAAAUUUGACAUGAAAUUCACUUAUAUUAUACCCCAAUUUUAUAUGAAAUAUGAAAAUAUACUUUACACCUAAAUUACACC